AUGGAGAAGAGAGCUCUCGAUGCACUGGAGGGUGAGGGAUUCGGGAUGAAGAAGAGAGCUCUCGAUGCACUGGAGGGUGAGGGAUUCGGGAUGAAGAAGAGAGCUCUCGAUGCACUGGAGGGUGAAGGAUUCGGGAUGAAGAAGAGAGCUCUCGAUGCACUGGAGGGUGAAGGGUUCGGGAUGAAGAAGAGAGCUCUCGAUGCACUGGAGGGUGAAGGGUUCGGGAUGAAGAAGAGAGCUCUCGAUGCAUUAGAAGGUGAGGGAUUCGGGAUGAAGAAGAGAGCUCUCGAUGCAUUGGAAGGAGAAGGAUUCGGGAUGAAGAAGAGAGCUCUCGAUGCAUUAGAAGGUGAGGGAUUCGGAAUGAAGAAAAGAGCUCUCGAUGCAUUGGAAGGAGAAGGAUUCGGGAUGAAGAAGAGAGCUCUCGAUGCAUUGGAAGGAGAAGGAUUCGGGAUGAAGAAGAGAGCUCUCGAUGCAUUGGAAGGAGAAGGAUUCGGGAUGAAGAAGAGAGCUCUCGAUGCAUUGGAAGGAGAAGGAUUCGGGAUGAAGAAGAGAGCUCUCGAUGCAUUGGAAGGAGAAGGAUUCGGGAUGAAGAAGAGAGCUCUCGAUGCAUUAGAAGGUGAGGGAUUCGGGAUGAAGAAGAGAGCUCUUGAUGCAUUGGAAGGUGAAGGAUUCGGUAUAGACAAGAGAGUUCUCGAUGCAUUAGAAGGUGCGGGACUCAGGAUGAAUCAUCCUCUUAAAUCUUCUGAUUCUAGGACUAAAGGUUUUCAUAUGAAUCGUUUUUCUACAAAUGGAAGGCAUUCUCAUCCUCAUCUAACAAAAUUCUAA
Messenger RNA from Brugia pahangi, 825 nucleotides. The record is from the annotation of a GenBank genome assembly. Lineage: Eukaryota; Metazoa; Nematoda; Chromadorea; Rhabditida; Onchocercidae.